Molecule: messenger RNA, 1701 nt
Organism: Oldenlandia corymbosa var. corymbosa
Lineage: Eukaryota; Viridiplantae; Streptophyta; Magnoliopsida; Gentianales; Rubiaceae
Source: the annotation of a GenBank genome assembly
AUGACUCUGUGCCGGAUAAUUACAUUCAGGAUGGUUUCACCAUCUCUGAGACUGAUGAGGAAACUCCAGCUCCUUGGUACCCUUGGUCCCCACAGAACCCUGAUGAUCACUAGUCGGAUGCUGAGAAUGAGGAGGAGGAUGAUAAUCAAUCGGAGGAUUUGGAUCAGGAUGACAGUGACCCUUAUGAUGAAGAUGAUUCCUCCUCCGGGGGGUGUAACGGCUGAUUAUUCACGGCGUGCAGCUCCUGCUGCUGGGGAAGACACAGAUUCUUCCUUUUCUGCUGACCCAGAUUUUAUCAUUCCGCAUAUAUCUGAUUAUCCCCCUUAUCGAGACAUCUCCCCGGAUUUUGGUUUUUCGGGUUUUCAACGUAGUGAUGAUUUUAAUGUUGCAAUCGAUGAUGAAAUUACUAGUAAUUAUGUUUUUGUGCCUUCUGGAGUUGGGCUGUUGCCAAGAUUUAGCACUAGGUCCUCUGCUGGGGGUGGAGAACUACUACAAGGUAGAAGAAUCCCUGUUAACCCUAAGGGGCGAGCACAUUUUAAGAAGAAAGGCUUCUGUGGCAGUUCCUUCUCUGAUUCGGCUCCACAAUCUUUGUUGGAUGCAAGCUCCCAGUCUAACAGUGACCUUGACGAAUUUUUCAUGCAAGCUCGGAUGGCGGUUUUUGAAUCAGACCUACCAGAUUCCAGACACAACACUCAGCACAGCUCCCCCACCCAACCUGCUUCUCAUGGAUGGUGCAUGAAGAUUGUAGAUGAGGAUUUUGAUGACUCUGUGGAUUCUGACACCUCAUUCAACUCCUCAGAUAGAAGGAAAAGACACUCGGAAGAUUCUCUUCUUGAUCUAGACCGCCCAGAGAAGCGAAGGUCCAACACUGAGAUGCAUGAGGAGGUGCAAAGUCUCUUCAGCGAUUUGGAGAUGGCCUGGGAGGAAGGCAAGCAGCAAGCAACCACCUCAACUCAACUGAAUGGUUUUGCGGGGAUUGAACCAGAUCAAUCCCCUCUGCUUAGUAAAAACUAUAAACCAAGUGUUCUGUUUUUGAUGGAGACUAAAGCUGUAAACUCUACUAUGUCAGCUUGGUUUCAGUCCACUGGUUUUCAGAAUUGUUGCAUAGUAGACCCAAUUGGCAGUAGUGGGGGCCUGGGUCUCUUUUGGAUAGCUAAUCUUACACUAGCAGUAGUCUACCAGGAUGCUAAUGUGAUUGUUACAAAGGUCACUGAGGCAAAUGGUUUAAUCUGGAUGGCCAUUUUUGUGUAUGGUCCUCCUGCUAGGCAGGAGAGAACAUCAUUUUGGUCUAGCCUGAAUGGAAUCAUCCAAGAUUAUUGUUAUCCUAGUAUUAUAUUAGGUGAUUUUAAACAGGUCACUGAACAGGAGGACAAACAUGGAGGUCGUCCUGUCAGCAUGCAGGAAACCAGACCCAUUCAACACUUCCUUUCUGCGAAUGAUUUGGAAGAGCUCAAGCACCUCGGUUGCUGGUACACUUGGACAAACAAACGCCAAGGUUCGGAUGCUAUUUUUGAACGUUUGGAUAGAGCUUUUGUUAACAAAUUGUGGUUUCAAACCUUUAGGCAUGCCAUUAUCCGAAACCUUCCUAUUGUAAGCUCUGACCAUGGCCCUAUAUUGGUAGAUAUUCGCCAGAAACAUAGGCCACACAGAAAACCUAAAUUUGAACAAUUCUGGACAGCUUGUCCUAGUUCAGUUCCAUAG